AAGAUAACACAAUUCCAACGGCCCAACAGUGAAGAGGUGGUGUACGGUACGGUACUGUGGUGCAGUGUGUGACUCGAGCCCCCCGAUCGAUCGAUCGAUGCGUUUUGUUUGCGGAAAACGGCGGUGCUCUUAAUCAACAGUAACAGAAAGACAAGACGUUGUCCAGGGAAACGCAGGAAGUGUCUAACCGAUCAUGCCCGAUCACGAUAUCGAAAUGAUAACGAGCGAGCAGUUGCACGCGGCGCUGCGCAAAUCGCAGAAACACUUCAUCAUACUGGACUGCCGCAGCUCGCACGAGUACACCGAGAGCCACAUCCGGACGGCGGUCAACUUCUCGAUCCCGUCCAUCAUGCUGCGCCGGUUCGCGGCAGGCAAGAUCGACAUCACGUCCACGAUCAAGUGCCGCGAUCUGAAGGAGCGCAUCCUGUCCUGCUACAAGGAGAGCACCUUCGUGCUGUACAACAACAGCAACGAACCGCCGGUCGACGGUAGCGGGGUGCGGCCCGAAGAGCUGCUGCUGGGCGGCGGCCCGUCCGUCGUGGCCACCAACGAUACCACCAUUAACGUGCUGCACCGGAAGCUCAAGCAAGAUGGCUGCCGCGUCGUUUGCCUCGAAGGAGGCUAUGCAAACUUUCGUCAGUCAUUUCCGGAAUGGUGCGAGGAUGAAGUCAUCAAUGCCAACCUGCAGACGGGAUGUGCGGCCACGGAGCAACUGAUGGGACUGAGAUCCCUACGCAUUUCGAUCCCGUUCUCGGACUCGGCCUGCAGCAGCAGCACCGAGUCGUCGGAUUGCGAAAGCACAACCAACUACCUGUCGGAGGCGGCGGUCAGCGUGGAACCGGUCGAGAUACUGCCCGGCCUGUUCCUCGGCAACGCCUCGCACAGCGAGGACCUAAAGUCACUGAGAAAGUACAACAUUAAAUACAUUCUGAACGUUACGCCCGAUCUGCCGAAUGUGUUCGAACGCGACGGCCAAAUACGCUAUCUCCAGAUACCGAUCACCGAUCACUGGUCGCAGGCCGGCGAACUAGCCAAUCACUUUCCGGACGCCAUCAAGUUCAUUGAUGAAGCCCGCUCGAACGGGUGCGGAGUGCUGGUGCACUGUUUGGCCGGCGUGUCACGCUCGGUGACCGUGACGCUCGCCUACCUAAUGUUCGCCCGGACACUCUCGCUGAACGACGCGUUCCUGCUCGUCCGCUCGCGCAAACCGGACGUGUCGCCCAACUUCCACUUCAUGCAGCAGCUGCACAGCUUCGAGCAGCAGCUCAACAUUGACCCGACGCAGUCGGCCACCGCCAAGCAGCAGCUCUACUCGGCCUCUUCCCUCUCGUCGUGCUCUUCCUCUUCCGGUAGCGCUGCAGGUGGUGGCCACGGUGGCGGUGGCGGUGGUUCCUCCACCACACCAUCAUCGCUGGACGGUGGCGGUGGCAGUGGUGGCGGUGUGGUGUCCACCACUCCGUUCAGUGCCAGCUCGGUCGGUUCGUCCGGUUCGGCCGGAUCGAUCGGGAUGGACUCGAGGCACCUGCAGCAGCACCAUCCACAUUCCCACAAUCCAAAACAGCAGCAGCAGCAACAGCAUUCCCACCAUCACCACCACCAUCAUCAGCAGCAGCAGCUACACUCGCGGCACAUGGUCAAGUACAACUGCACCUGCGUCGAGGUGGAGUGCAAGUGUACGCAGGCGGCCAUCGAUCUGCUCGGCCCGUUCACGACCGGCAUCUCGCCCGACUCCGGCAUCGAGUUUGACCGGUGGACACCGAGCAGUAACACGCCGAAAUGAGAUUCGGCCGCCGAGGGUGGGCGGUUCAGGCUGCCGGACCACUUCCUCCUUCCAUCAUCAUCACCGGCCGAUCAUCACCACCGGAAAGUCGGUGACACCGGCAGCACCGACGGCGGCGGCGGCGGUAACGAUCGGCACGAUCUUCCACGGCCCCCUCUUCUCACGACGACGAUUGCGGACACGACGGCCACCACCCAGUACGACACUGAUGCAACGGAUUAGAGCAAGAAAGAAUCCUAUUCAUUGUUAAUCGUGCGUGCGUGUGUGUCCUGUCCGAUCACCACACACCACCACUUCCGAGAAUGUAGUUCUCUUCCUGGCGAGUGCGCCGAUUUUGCCAGGCUAAAAAUUGGUGCCAAAAUUGUCCUAAUGACGCGCACACACACGUUUGACACACAUUCGAUCGAAUCCAAGCAAGGGAUCCAAGCAGCCAUGCCUCAUGCGCGCGAUGGUUGUUGGUACGUUUCAAUCGGUUUUUUCCAGUAGGCGACGUGCGUGUGAGUCGAU
Messenger RNA from Anopheles cruzii, 2287 nucleotides. RefSeq names its product dual specificity protein phosphatase Mpk3 (gene Mkp3). Gene Ontology annotation, cellular component: cytosol; cytoplasm. The record is from RefSeq and is a predicted model, not a curated record. The transcript has 5 exons. Gene Ontology annotation, biological process: protein dephosphorylation; negative regulation of MAPK cascade. Lineage: Eukaryota; Metazoa; Arthropoda; Insecta; Diptera; Culicidae. Bases 194 to 1780 code for a protein of 528 amino acids. Gene Ontology annotation, molecular function: MAP kinase tyrosine/serine/threonine phosphatase activity; protein tyrosine/threonine phosphatase activity.